Messenger RNA from Marchantia polymorpha subsp. ruderalis, 2501 nucleotides. The record is from the annotation of a GenBank genome assembly. Lineage: Eukaryota; Viridiplantae; Streptophyta; Marchantiopsida; Marchantiales; Marchantiaceae.
AAGGGCAGUGAUAUGGGAGUAUCCACGCCAGCUGCUCGUCCUUGCGUGGAUCUCAGGGUGCCUUUGCUCCGCAUAAUAAAGAGGCCAGUAGGCUGUACGUUAUUUAAAGUGACAGUGCAAAUUACUUGAACAGCUUCCAUUGGGACAGAAAGUUCCACAUUCCAACACUCCUGCAUAUAUAGGCCGUCUCGAGAUGGAAUCAAGACGAUCCUAGGAUAGCAAGCAUAUCCAAUCAAGGACCAUAUCUUUGUAAAACUGACAGAUAGCGAGGGAAUGUGAUGAUCUAGAAUUUGCAGUCUUUCUUUUGGUGCAAAAAUUGAAACUCAUAAAAUACUGAGCGCACUGUGUGGCACAGGCAGAUGUUGACCUGAUUAUUCUGCUCAUCUCGAGCGGUUAGCUCUACUUGAGCGUCACACCUGAUGUUCUCGGUCGUAAGAUUGCUUGAAUUGAAUGUGCUUCAAUCAUGUUUGGGCCCAUGCCGCCAGGCUUUAUCCGAGUCGGUCCUUUGUACAUAGCCCUGCGCGUUUGCACCGUAACCCUUCAAACACCUUAUGCGAUGAAUCAUCGAGCUCUCGAAACUGAUCCGUGCUACACAGGUCAUCUGCAAAUCACCGGAGCCCUCAAGAAUCCGCUGUCUGCUGCCAGGUGCGACGUCAAAUCACAAUAGAAAAUGUCGCUAGCACGACACGUGCUACAGUUCUUUAGGAAUUUACAGCUUUACAUGGAGAUACAAGAACGUGAGAGUAUUCGGAUUUGGUUGUUAUGUGACGGAGUUAUCAGGGGUUAAAUAUAAGCAAUUGUUUUGUCAUUUCGAAUUGCGGCAUCGUCCGAGGGCUAAGUGCAGUCGGGAGGACUGAGGCCAGCCCGGGUCCGGAUUGACUAGGCGGAAAUGAUGAUAAAUGCCCGCAAGUUCCUGCUUCCAUCAUUCUCGUGCCGAAGAUCGUCAUCUUGUGAAGAAGAGCGCGAAAAGUGUCAAGCGGAACGUCACCAGAGAAAGUAAAAGGUGCCAAACGGGAGGAAACGCGAUUAUACUUGGAUGCCAGUUGAUGGAGGCCAGAUAUGGGUGUUGGUGUCGGAGGGAAAAAAGUACGGAUUUAAAUUCCACAAAACGUCACUCAAAGGCAAUGAGACAUGGGACUUCAUGUGCUCUGGAAGGCUCUUACACAUACACCUCACCACAACAGAGCAGAGCUGGUGAUAGAAUUAUUCACUAUUGCGCCUGGCCUGUGGCGAUAUUUUACCUCCGAAAGGACAACUAGACAUGCGCACCCAACAGCAUGCGCCUGCUGCACAAGAACAUUAGCAGAGCAGGUGAGAAAUUCUAAUUCCCGCGGUUGCACAUCACCCUGAUGUAGCAUAGCAAUUUCCCAUCCGAACGACCCCGUCUCCCAGCUCUCGACCUUCUUUCCCUGCAGUACCUGAGGGCCAGCAGCAGGUACACACUCGGUUGUAGGCUAUGGCGCUAGCCUGUGCUAUGCUACGAGAAGUCGAGCACUUAGGGACCUUGUGCAAAAUUCCAGCCCAGCGUCACGACUUACGAGAAGUCGCAAUUCCAGUCGUCAGUCGGUCAGUCCAGUUCCGUCCUGUCCAGUGGUCUGGACUCUGGACUCAGAGGUCCGGGCGUGCCACGCCGCGCCGUGCCCUGCCGUGCGGGUGGAAUGGAAGGAAGGAAGUUCGGAGAAUGAACGAACGAGUUGACGGCCGUUCACGGACUGGUCGGUGAUGAAUCGUGUUCUCCCGACGGCGAAUUCCUAGCGGCGCGCUCGGAAUUACUUCUUGAUGUGAACAUGGAUUCAGGUUUCCGACGUGAACCUCGAAGAGGUUGCCGGGCACGGAAAUGCCCGCGUGAUUAGAAUCGACCGCGGGAAAGAGUUCACGAGUCGCCGGCAGCAUGAGAGAUUCGGAGGCCGGUCAAGGAUAAGUCCCCUCGCUGCUCAUGCAACUAAUCAUCACACUAAUGACGCCUGCUAAUGAGGCCUAAUCAUCACCGCUAGAAUCCGGGGCACAUGUUCAGAGAAGCAGACACGGAGACAGGCAGGCAAGCAGGAGUUGAUGGAUGGAUGGAUGGGUGCUUGCUGGAGCCAUGCUAUGCCAUGGCCUACGAGAUGGAUGGAUCAGAUCGGCCCCCCCGCUUGAGUACAAGUCAAAGCGGCUACGUGGACAGCCCACGUUGUGUCUCCCACGCCACGCUGGGCAAAUGAGAAAAUCUAGCGCUGUAGCGCCUCACCACGUGUGGAGCGGGAAGGGUUUCCGGUCACCUGUCUAUUCCAUUUCUCCGUGGGCUGCGGCGGGCGAUCUCAUCCGGUGGUCCAGUUUCGCCACCCGUGGGAGGCGAGGGUAGCGAAACUGGACCUGGUUGACCUUUCUUGGACCUGAAGUAAGCAUUUGGCAGUGAGGAAGAAAGAGGAUACCAUCUCUCUCUCUCUUCCUUGAUUUCCACUUCGAAUUUAAUUAUCUAAUUUCUCCAGUGUAAUAAAUCCAGGCCCGCAGAUCUUGGUUUC